Messenger RNA from Branchiostoma belcheri (Belcher's lancelet), 2288 nucleotides. RefSeq lists its product as uncharacterized. The transcript has 3 exons. The record is from RefSeq and is a predicted model, not a curated record. Lineage: Eukaryota; Metazoa; Chordata; Leptocardii; Amphioxiformes; Branchiostomatidae. The coding region runs from base 128 to 484 and encodes 118 amino acids.
UAUAAGGAACGCCCAAAGCAGCCUGUUCAGUCAGUUCCAGGCCAAGAGAGUCAUUCUAACGGAGCAGUCUCGGGUGACCUUGUUGAGACAGCCCUUACCUUCGGUGUUGCUGAAACGACACGUCAUCAUGUCUCGGCCUGUUCUCCUCGCCCUGGUCCUCCUCACCGUUGCCGUGACGACCAUGCUGGUGGCGGGAAACAACAUCUGUCGUCUGGCGACGUACACCAAAGAGUUGAGACUGCACGGCAGGGUGCAAUACGUGCAGGCCGGGGAGUGUAUCGUGCGAACCAACUACCACAUACAGCCCAAGUUCCUCAAUUAUGACGAAGGCGUCGAGGAAGCAGACUUCUACCUCAACAGCUUUAACAUCACCCACCGGGAGUGCUGCUGCAGAGUCGGCGUGUACGUCCUGAAGAACGUGCGGAUCGGAUCAACGCGCAUCAAGUACAAGGACAUAGAGAGCUGCGUCUGUCAGGCCUGCUGAUUCUACCACUUAACUUUCUGAGAUAUUAAAAUCUCCGGGCAGAUGUACGGCUUUACCUUGGGUUUUAUUUGGCACGUUGUCGUGUUUCGUACGCCUUUUAACCGGACUGUUUUGUCCGUGGGGGCGAGACGAACAGACGAAAACAUCGGCUGCAGAAAAGACGUACAGGAUAAGCUAUGUUUAAAACCUAAGUUGAAGCCGUAGAUCUGUUCAGAGAUAAGUUCCCAGACACAAAGAACGUCAAGCCUCAUGAUGGAGUCGACAAAGGCCUUUUCCAUACAGUUAACGUUUUGACAUUCUAGCGAACAGUGUUAACAGUUUACCCUUUUGAAAUUGACUACGAUUACCCGGUAUUUUGUUCCCUCGAUAUGUGAUAUCCCAAUACAUACUCACAUAGACCUUUUCACAGAUCCCUUGGCAUGCUGGGAAAACCGAGGAAUUAUGGGUAAUGUAUGAAUCAAACAGCACAGACCAGAUUGCACACAUUACGCAUGCGCCGCCGACGUGUUGUCUUGGUAACGAUAUUACCCACAGUUCACUGUUUUCCCAGCAUGCAAUGUAAUCCGGACAAACGCUAUACGUUUUCUGUCAUGGAAUGGGCCUCUGGAUGUCGUCGCUGAAUCGGCUUUUUGACGACAGAAUGGGAAAGAAAACAAAUUCAGCCAGCCAGGAUAUAUCAACAGGAAAUAUCAUCAUACUCGAGUUAAUCAGAAGAUUGAAUUUAUACCUCAGCCUGCUAAACCAUUACAGGAUUGCAAUCUUAUCAUUUUUAAUAAAUUUCAUAUCACCUUUCAAUAAUGUCUCAAUUAACGUACGCACUGCAUGCCUUUAAGUUGACGGUAAUAGAACUGUCACGUCAUACCACUGUACAUUUAAAUUUAGAUACAUAUUCCUAGAAUACUGACGAUAUGAACCCUCGUUACUGAUUAUGCGAUCAAACUAAAAAAGGAAAACAAUUUAGCAAGAUAUCAAGAUGCCAAACAUCCGGGAGGUAUGUAAUGUAUAAUGUUCACAAUGACUGCUGAGAAUUUCAGACAUCACAUCAACAACAAUUUUUUUUAGUAAUGCUAAACAUAACUUAAAAUAGGUGCUAUCACAAGUAUGGUAUAUUAUUCAGGCUUAACCCCCUAAAAGAUGGGUAGUAUAACCCAUUAGUCCUAAAUGGCUCUACUCCUACAGUGGACAACAGCUGUUGAUAGACGACACCACAUCACUUACACGGGGGUGUAAAAUAUUUCAUUUCAAAACAUGAAAAAUACAAAGAGAAUACGCAUCAUUCGGACCUCAAUAACUAACAAUAAACCAAAAAUCGAAGAAAUUUGGCAAACCACUGUGAGGUAUGUUGCCGCGAACACACAAAGAUGACCAAAACAAUACCUUCCCGCGGAAGGAUUUCUCCUUCUCCAGUGGUAAAACAAUUACAAUAGCUCGAGAUAUUCAUUUAAAAGUUAAUGUCAUUGUAGUAUGUACCCCUUGCCUCAUACAAAUACUCACUGGUUUUUCACACAAAACAACUAGUACCAUAAUUUCCAUAUUUAUUUCACAAAUAUGUGCAAAACUUAUAUAUAAAGUUACGAAAUUGCAGCACACCUUCUGUGCCUUUAUCAUAAAUGAUAAUUACUCAUGUAUAUAAGGUUACAUUCUGCUGAUUAUUGAUACUUCAGAGAGUUUAUCUUUAUUUAUUUUGCAUAACAUACAGGUACUACAGUUUAACCUCAGUUUCUAUUGCCUGCAGGGUAAUGUAACUCAAUUAAAGCCACUGGAUGCAGGCACUCCUAGUGGCAUAUUUUGGAACAGGUAUUGC